UGGGGGUUUAAAACACACUUUCUGACACGAGAAGCAACGGAUUCUGUGCAAAAAUAUUGGACAAAACAUCUGUGUGUGGUUGAAACCUGACACUUUAUGGGCUGCGGUUUGGUGAGAAGAUAGAAAGCUGGGUGUCGGUGCCUACGCUCACUUUUCAGCUUCACGUCCCUCUGGACUGCGGGUCCACCUGCUCAGAAUUAUUCUAGUUCUGUACUGGUCAGCUUCUGGUCAGCAUGAACACCCUGCACGUCCUGGGUCUCCUGCAGCUGCUGGCUGUACCGGCCUUUGCUCUGACUCGGCCGAGUCACGACUACUGGGGGGAGUUCGGAGCCUAUGGGCCCUGCAGUCGCACCUGUGGCACUGGUGUGGCCAUGAGAACCAGGAAGUGUAUCACUGCCAGGACAGACGGAGGACAUAACUGCAUUGGAUCCUCUAAAUCCUUUCGAACAUGUAACACACAUGAAUGUCCAGUUGGAUCCAGGGACUUUAGGGAAGAGCAGUGCUCCCACUUUGACAGAAUAGACUUCCAGAGCAAACGUUACACAUGGGUGCCUUACUAUGGAGCAUCAAAUCCAUGUGAGUUGAACUGUGUCCCGCGGGGAGAGAACUUCUUCUACCGGCACAGACCUGCUGUGGUGGACGGGACGCCGUGCUACGUGGGCCGCACCGACAUCUGUGUGGACGGCAUCUGCAGGAUUCUGACCCAUGCGGAGUUUUCCGGCCUGGACGAUGACGCCAACUCUGUGCACUCCGUCGUUCCCGUCGCCGUCGCGUCCCACCCCGCGGAGACAGCCGCGUACGUCUACAAAACCGGCGUGUACGGCGAGUGCUCGGCCACCUGCAACGGAGGCAUGCAGUAUCGCACGGUGGAGUGUUGGGUCCAGGACCCGCUGGACCCCCGCGCGGUGGAGGAGACGCACUGCGCUACCCAGCGCCUGCAGAGGCCGCAGAGUCAACAAACCUGCAACAUGCAGCCAUGCACUGCUGAGUACAGCGUCUCCAGCUUCAGUGUGUGCUCUGUGACUUGUGGAGAAGGCCAGCAGUCAAGGGAGGUGAUCUGUAUUGGACCCGGAGGUGAGCAUCUGCCCGACCGCGCCUGCAGCGGGCUGGAGCGGCCUCCCUCCGUCAGGGCGUGCCGGAGGCCUGCCUGUUACACUCAUAUAACCUGGCACGUGACUGAAUUUGGACUGUGCACGAGAAGCUGCGGUGGCGGCGUGAGGGAGAGGAGGGUCAGCUGCUUCGAUGCAGAUUUGAACCCGUACCCAGAGGUCCGAUGCGGAUUAGCCGGGAGACCAGUUUCUGUAGAGGGGUGCAACGCUCAGCCGUGCCCUGGAGCUCAGACGGUGCCAAGUGUACAGGACUCAAGGACAUAUGAAAACACCUUCAGAGGAUAUGUCCCCCAUAAUCCGUCAGAAACUUCAGUUUCCAGGCCUGAUCCAAACUCUGUCCAUGACCCCUACCCUGCUGUGGUUGGUCCUCACUGCCUUCAGUCAGUUUAUGGCUGCUGUCCUGACGGCCACACCUCGGCCACUGGACCCCGACAAGAGGGCUGCACUCAGGAUGACUGCGUUCGCACCAGGUAUGGCUGCUGUUUGGAUGGAGUGACUGUGGCUCAAGGGUUUGGAAGAGCUGGAUGUCCUGAGUACCAGACAGCUGUGCAGAACCCAGUGUCCCCCUCGGCUCCAUCUAGUGAUAAUGUCUGCUCACUGCCUCGUGAUGAGGGCCCUUGUGACACCUGGAAGGUCCGCUACCACUACGACUCAAGCACUAGCAAAUGCACCGAGUUCUGGUACGGAGGCUGUCAGGGCAACGCCAACAACUUUGCGUCCCUGGAAGCAUGCAAGCGAGAGUGUGGAGGUGUGGUGAGGGAAUCACCACCGGGGCCACGCAGACGGGUCCCAGCGACCAGAGGGUUGACUAGGGCUGUGCUGAGGGCAAGGGCAUAGUCGUACUUACCACUAAUACCUCCAAUUACCACAGUACCUUCCUGAACUUGGGUAUCACAAUAUAUACACAGCUAAACACAAUACAGGGUAUGGACAUGUACAAAUGAUAACCUUAUGUUUUUGUGUCUGAAUCAUAACUGUUAUCACCCAAGUAAAGCCUUAAUAUAAAGCAAUAAAUAUUCCGCUAUCCACUAA
This is a messenger RNA of Betta splendens (Siamese fighting fish), 2141 nucleotides long. RefSeq names its product papilin b, proteoglycan-like sulfated glycoprotein (gene paplnb). The transcript has 13 exons. Gene Ontology annotation, cellular component: extracellular matrix. The coding region runs from base 234 to 1946 and encodes 570 amino acids. Gene Ontology annotation, molecular function: serine-type endopeptidase inhibitor activity; metalloendopeptidase activity. Lineage: Eukaryota; Metazoa; Chordata; Actinopteri; Anabantiformes; Osphronemidae. Gene Ontology annotation, biological process: extracellular matrix organization. The record is from RefSeq and is a predicted model, not a curated record.